AUGGCAGGGAUCUUAGCCUGGUUCUGGAACGAGCGGUUUUGGCUCCCACACAAUGUCACCUGGGCGGACCUGAAGAACACGGAGGAGGCCACCUUCCCGCAGGCUGAGGACCUCUAUCUUGCCUUCCCCGUGGCCUUCUGCAUCUUCAUGGUGCGGCUCAUCUUCGAGAGGUUUGUAGCCAGACCAUGUGCCAUCGCCCUCAACAUUCAGGCCAAUGGACCACAGAUUGCCCAGCCCAAUGCCAUUCUGGAAAAGGUCUUCACUGCAAUUACAAAGCAUCCUGACGAAAAGAGAUUGGAAGGCCUCUCCAAGCAGCUGGACUGGGAUGUUCGCAGCAUUCAACGCUGGUUUCGACAGAGAUGCAACCAGGAGAAGCCAAGCACACUGACGAGGUUCUGUGAGAGCAUGUGGAGAUUUUCAUUUCACCUUUAUGUAUUUAUCUAUGGAGUCCGGUUCCUGAAAAAGAGCCCCUGGUUGUGGAAUACAAGGCACUGUUGGUACAACUAUCCCUAUCAGCCACUUACAACCGAUCUUCACUACUAUUAUAUCCUGGAGCUGUCAUAUUAUUGGUCUUUAAUGUUUUCACAAUUCACUGACAUCAAAAGAAAGGACUUUGGCAUCAUGAUCCUGCAUCACAUUGUAGCUAUUUUCCUGAUUUCCUUUUCAUAUGUCAACAAUAUGGCCCGAGUAGGGACCCUGAUCCUCUGCCUUCAUGAUUCAUCUGAUUCUCUUCUAGAGGCUGCCAAAAUGGCAAAUUAUGCCAAGUUUCAGAAAAGUUGUGAUCUUCUGUUUGUUAUGUUUGCCAUGGUUUUUAUCACCGCACGACUGGGCAUAUAUCCUUUCUGGGUGUUAAAUACCACAUUAUUUGAAAGCUGGGAGAUCGUCGGGCCUUACCCUUCCUGGUGGGUUUUUAACCUACUGCUGUUGCUAGUACAAGGCUUGAACUGCUUCUGGUCUUACUUGAUCAUAAAAAUAGCUUGCAAAGCUAUUUCAAAAGGCAAGGCUGGGAAGUGGAACCCUUUACAUGUGUCCAAGGAUGAUCGAAGUGAUAUUGAGUCUAGCUCAGAUGAAGAAGAUUCAGAACCUCCAGGAAAGAACCCCCACACUGUGACCACCACCAACGGGACCAGUGGUACCAAUGGGUAUCUCCUGACUGGGUCUUGCUCAGUGGAUGAUUAAUUACUCAAAACUACAAGUCCCGAACAAAGUGAACUGUUUGUUCCUGGAAGGAUUUCAUAAGUUGCAAAUGUAGUUCCUUUCAUUAUAUCUCAGCACCAGAAACAAAAAUUAGGAAUAUCAAAGCAUUUUGAAUAGUGCACUGCCAUAUGUCCUGUCUGUGAAUGAAAAAGAAUUACCAUUCUCUAUAUGUAGGCAUGCUGUAUGUAAUUGACACAAGGGAACAGUAUUUGCAUUUGUACUGUCUUAGAAUAUUAUUUAUAUCUCGUAUUUGUUUGUAAACCUGUGGACAAAAGAGGGUUUCCUCACUCCUUUUACUCUCUGGGUUCAUGACAGUGAGGGAGAUAUUCCAUCUGCUUCUACCCCUUUCUAUUGCUGUAACUCAGUUCGCUAGGAGCAUCAGCUUAAUUUGUCACUUAGAGCAAGCAAAACCCAGUGCAAGAAUCUCUUACCGCUCCAAAUAGGUUUGCUUUCUUUGUGUUACAGUGCCUGUUUUGAAAUUGCUUAUAUAGUCUCAGUGACCAUUUUCCCGUGUAAAGUUUAAUCAGGAUGAGUUAGGCUUUUUAAUUGUCACUCUUUGUGGUCAAUUAGCAGUUCAAAUUAAAGAGUAUGGUUUGGAAUAGGCAUUAUUUCUUGUGCAAACGGCCACGAUUUCUUUAGUGAGUAUGAUAGCUAGUUGGAGAUAAACGUUGUAAGUUACAGAGAUUUUUUUUUUUUUUAAUUCCCUAUCAUGAGGUCAGUGCUUUGGCUCUGAAGGAAGACAUUUGCUUAAGGACAUAGUUACAAACAAUGAAGUCACUCUUACUAUUGGGAAUUUGUGAUCUGACAAUAACAGAGAACAGCUUAUUUCAAGCAGAUUUCAGCACUAUUCCUAUAAUUACCACAGUCUUCUGUCAUAUCAUGAAAAAAAGAAGCUAAGCAUAUUUUGGGACAGCAAAGGAGAUUUUGAACAGUUGGCAAAGGUCACCUCUAGUGCAAAGCACUUUAUUGCAACCAGCAUUCGAGGAAGUGCCCUACCUAGUACUUGAUCUUCUUGUUUCUAGUUUUUCUGAGCAAAAUAAAGCCAAUGGGAGGAGGACGAUUUUAUUCUUUGUCUUUUCUCCUUAAACAUGACCCACAGUGACUCUCCUGUUAUUAGAAACUGAGUAGUGUUGCAC
Hyaena hyaena (striped hyena) is the source of this 2333-nucleotide messenger RNA. It is a transcript of the gene CERS6, whose product is annotated as ceramide synthase 6. The transcript has 11 exons. Gene Ontology annotation, molecular function: DNA binding; sphingosine N-acyltransferase activity. Bases 1 to 1179 code for a protein of 392 amino acids. Gene Ontology annotation, biological process: ceramide biosynthetic process. Gene Ontology annotation, cellular component: membrane. NCBI's taxonomy places the organism in Eukaryota, Metazoa, Chordata, Mammalia, Carnivora, Hyaenidae. The record is from RefSeq and is a predicted model, not a curated record.